AUGGGAAACCCCAACAGUACGCAUAUCGAGGCCGCUGUUGAUCAACAGCCCUCACCAACUUACUGGAAUCAUCUUAAGACACUAGUCUUGGUUGUGGCUGUUUCCAGCAUCUACUUUUGUCAGAUGACCUUGUUGGUUGGUGGCGGCCUCCUCGCUCGGGACAUUGCUGCUGUUGUCGGCGGAGCCUCGCUUACAGCAUGGCCUACCGCGGUUCUUGGUAUCAUGGUCGCCGCACUGAGCCCCCCUGCAUCCCAGGUUGCCGAUUACUGGGGGCGGAAGCACCUCUUGGUCGUCUUUACCGGCUUUGGAUGUGUCGGUGCCAUCAUUGUCUCCAGAUCAAACUCGAUGGGAAUGGCCAUAGCCGGAUUUACGAUUGGCGGUCUGUCCUGCGUCGCUCAGCCGCUCCUCCAUGCGGUUGUGUCAGAAGUUCUACCGCGAAAGUAUCGAUCCUGGGCUCAAGCCAGCGUCAACGUGUCGGUUUGCCUUGGGGCCAUAUGUGGACUUCUGGUCGGAGGUGCUCUGACCCAGGCCCAUCCCGGGCGAUUUCGAACCUAUUUUUACAUAUCAGCUAGUGUCUAUGCAGCAUCGAGCAUAGCAUGUGCCUUGCUAUACAAUCCACCUCCACGAGAAACCCAGAUUGCGAGUUUUCGGAGCAAACUUCGACAGCUCGACUGGAUCGGAUACGGUAUGGUGGCAUCGGGAGUGUCCUUGCUGUGCAUCGGUCUCUCCUGGGCUGAAAACCCAUAUCCAUGGAAAAGCUCUCACGUACUGGCUCCAUUCUUGGUCGGCGUCGUCAUUCUUGUCGCCCUUAUAGUGUAUGAGUGGAAGUUUAGGAAGGAUGGGCUCUUCCAUCAUAGCUUGUUCCGCCACCGAAAUUUUCCGAUUGCGCUGGCAUGCAUCUAUAUCGAAGGACACGGUGCAUUCGCGGCCAAUUACUUUGUGCCAUUCCAACUCAGUACAGGGUAUCCUUCGAUGGGCUCUUUCCGGGUGGGGCUGUGCUAUGCCGUCUCAUAUUUCGCAUUCAUCCUCUUCGCGCUGACGGCGGGGCUGUUCAUUUGGAAAACAAAAUCAGUCCGAAUCCCAACAAUGUCCGGGUUUCUAGGAUUCUUGCUGUUCUUCAUCCUCGCAGCGACCUCCACAACAUCCACCCCUGAGGCUAACUUUUGGGGUUACAUGGUCGUUUUGGGAGCAGGUCUCGGACUGCUUCUCACCACCUUGGUUGUUGCAGCGCAAUUUUCGACUCCGCCGGGGCUUAUUGCAAUCACAUCUGGUCUGGUGCUCGCGGUGAGAAGUUUGGGUGCUUCCACCGGCUUAGUUAUCUUCCAAGCCGUCUUCAGCGCUGGGUUUUCGAAGAACCUGGCCCCGAAGAUAGCCGCGGCGACCCUAUCGCUGGGGAUGCCGGAAACUUCUUUAGCACCCUUGAUUGGAGGCUUGACAUCGGGUGACACAGCGGCAGUGGCGAAGAUUCCGGGAGUGACUCCUGAAAUAAUCGCGGCGGCAGGUUUGGCCUUACAAGAAACGUACCAUCUUGCUUUCAGCUACGUCUGGGCCGCUGCAGCAUCGUUCACGUUCCUCGCUUUCGUUGGGGCAGGCUUUCUUAGAGAUCCCAAGGACGAGUUCACGUCGACCAUCGAUGCGCCUCUCGAUAUUGUCGAUAUCUCUCCAGGGGAGAGGGCGGUAGAGAAGGCUGUCGCACAAUAA
Rhinocladiella mackenziei CBS 650.93 is the source of this 1701-nucleotide messenger RNA. RefSeq lists its product as uncharacterized. The transcript has 4 exons. NCBI's taxonomy places the organism in Eukaryota, Fungi, Ascomycota, Eurotiomycetes, Chaetothyriales, Herpotrichiellaceae. Bases 1 to 1701 code for a protein of 566 amino acids. The record is from RefSeq and is a predicted model, not a curated record. Gene Ontology annotation, cellular component: membrane. Gene Ontology annotation, molecular function: transmembrane transporter activity. Gene Ontology annotation, biological process: transmembrane transport.